Anthonomus grandis grandis is the source of this 12883-nucleotide messenger RNA. RefSeq lists its product as uncharacterized. The transcript is spliced from 16 exons. The record is from RefSeq and is a predicted model, not a curated record. NCBI's taxonomy places the organism in Eukaryota, Metazoa, Arthropoda, Insecta, Coleoptera, Curculionidae. Bases 380 to 3901 code for a protein of 1173 amino acids.
UGUCGAAUCGGUACUGCACACACGAACUUUUCCAAUUUUUCUUCGGUUACGGCGAUUCGAUUCUGGUUUUCGGUACUACCAUACUCUAUAUAUUCAAAAAUUUAAUUAAAAAAAAAUUGAACAUUUACGUUUGGUGAAUUGAAAAAACCAGUGCCAGCAAAUAAAAGACACUAAAAAUAUUUACAAAAAAAAUUAAAUCGUGUUUGUGUAUUUAAGUGAAAUUAAUUAAAGACUCUUCUUUGAUUGGAAAGUAUUAUAUACUUGGGUGAAACUCUGCCGAUAGCUUGAUUGGACGUGAUUUUUUGUUAUGGUGAAUUAAAGAAUUUUAUUGGUUUUGUGUUUUAAACAAAUUGGCGGUAAAAAAUGUCCUGACAACAGCAUGGUAAUGUGCAACACCAUGAUGGACAGUUUGGUGAUACCUAGACCGCCUGCUCCACCAUUAGGUCCCUUAGUUCCUACCAAUUAUCCGUUAAAAGGAUCUCCUUUACCAGCUCCUCCACCACCACCUAAACCUCCGUCUCAUAUUGUGGAGGUCCAGGAAAGUGAUACCAAAACUACUUAUAGUCAAUUAACAAGGGAGUCUGGAGGCCAGCAUUUUGAAGAACGCAAAAUGAUAGAAGAGCGCCGUAUCACCCAAAAAAUGGUCGAAAAAAAUAUUACAAGAAACGAGAGCGUCAGGAGUAGAUUGAGCAAUCGGAGUGUCUCCUCCAACGGUUUCAGACUUAGGGAAAACGGUAAUGCCCCGAAUACCUUAAACAAUAACAACGAUGAUACCGGGUCAGUGUACAGCAUCUACAAGCAAAAAAUCGACAGCAUGUUCGAGUCGGAUUCCAGCGCCAGCACAAACAACCACAAUAUUGUGCAGGCAAAAAUUGAAAAAAUGUUUAGUGAAGUUGCACAAGACAGUGGUACCACUAGCCAACAAGCAAACGUGCAUGCUUUCUCAGUGGAUUAUUUGGGAAGUGUUCCGUUAUUAGAUAAAGUCACCAGCUUGGCCGGAUUGCAAGAACCUUUAAGAAACCUAUAUUUCUCUUACAAGAAAAUUACCAAGAGCAAAAAGGUGCUGUCUGGAAGACUGGAAAUCUCCCCACAGGGUCUGCGAGUCCAGUACCAGGGUUCCUCCGGAGACCUGGAGCAAAUGAACUCGUUUCCCUCCAUAGCAGUUUGGUCUGCAGUAAAAUUCGUCAUACAAGAAAACAACUCCAUGCUGCAUGGCAAAGAACUUUCGUAUGCCUUUUUGCCCUUGAUAACCGAUCCAGAUAAUAUGGAUAAGCAGGCUUUAUUUAAAACCAUUCAAGAGGCAGAAAAGCAGUACAUCGUUAAUCAGCAACACUCACCAUUAUUCACUGUUGUAAUGAGAAAGUUUGGGGUGCAAAAACAAUUGGAAUGUCAUGGGUUUGUCUGUCAAACUUCAGAAGAUGCGAUAGUAAUUGCAGCUACCCUAUACAAAUCCCUUGUAAACCAUAUGAAGAACAAGGAGCGAAAGCCCAAAAACAAAAAUGGCUUAACCACCUGCAUGUCGACUGCUUCUAGCACCGUGAUGGAUCAAAACGGCAAUUCCAUGCCGGUCAGACCGCCUAGAAGAAAGAGAAGUAGUGCUGCCUCCUCAGUUUGUAGUGAUACCAAUUCUAAUAAUUUUAAUCAGGUAUCAGAUACUCAGCCCCUCCUACCUUCAAAACCUCUCAAAAAAAGCACCAAAUCAAAAAAAGCUCCAAGAGCUCCUGAUCAGUUAGAAGUGGAACCUAAACAGGAAGACGUUGAUGCCAUAUUACCUUACGAGGAACCCAUACAAAUUAGCCAAUUAGAAAAUAGUGAAAGAAAAGAUGUUAAACCUAAAAGUUUUAGUGAUAAGUUAAGUACUUUUAUGAGCAAAGAGCAACAAGAGUUGGCAGCCGAGAUGAAGAAGUUGGUAAGUGAUUCAAGCAAAGGCUUAAAACGAGUGGAAAGUGUUAGAAAGCACAACGACGAGACACUAAGAAAGAAGGAGAACUCUGGAGAUAUUUUUACCAAAGUAACAAUUCCUCGGUCCGGGAGCUUUUUGAAUACCGGAGGACUUACCAGGUAUAAAAAUAAAACUUCCAGAAACAAUGAAUCUGCUAGUGGAGGCUCUCCAUUGGGUUUCAAAGAAAUUUUUCACGAGCUCUCCAUACAAGAAGGUCUUCAUUCCAUGGAUGACAUCUUAUCCGUAAUAAUCGAUCCAGAAGGCAUGUCCUUUAACGACCUUAAGCCCAUUUAUAAGGAGUUCUUACUAAAGCUAGCGGUGACGCUUACUAAAGACGAACUGUACUUGAAAAGUAGAAGCAUUAUGAGAAGGCAAAAGAAAAAGAUGAUGAAGAGAGCAGCACCUCCUAAGAAAAACUCAAACGUGAUCGUGUCGGGCAAGUUCAAGAGAUUAAAGCAUAUUUUUCAAAAGAACCUGAUACAACCGUCGUCGAAAAAAUUAUUGGAAGAUGAAAACAAAAGUCAUAUAGAGAUACGACCUUGUGACCCACGGAUCGGCUCUAAGUUGCCUGAAAGUAGUAUUAGUACAUCCUCAUAUGAUACCAAACCGUUUAGGAAGAAGGAAGAGGUAGCGGGAAAGAAGAUAAGUUACAGAAAGAAAGCGCAUGGUGAACUGAGCAAAAACAGAAGACGAGAUCGUGCGAGCACCAGUGAGGAAUCAGACUUUUUCUCCUUGAAACGCCAAAACAAAUACAACCGAUCUCAAAACAUGAACCUGCACACGAGAAACUCAUCGUCAGGUUACGUGUCAUGUUCUGAAUGCUCAUAUGACUCCGACACUUGCACCUGCACUUCGGCAGAUAAGUGCUAUUGUAGUUUAGGUAAUAAAAACUUUGAGAACAAACGGAAAAGUAAGCAAAAAGAAAAGUACAAUUGUGAAGAUACAUCCCUAACUUAUUGCGACUGUGAUACCGAUUCUUGUGCCGAAUCAAAUAAGUGCUACUGUCAGUACGGCAGCCAAAGAAAAUCCAAUAAGAGACGCAACUCAUCGUCAAAGUCUCAUCACGCGCAUUGUACUAAAAUGCUGCAAGACGACAGGCACCGAAAGUUGUGCAAGAAGAAUUCGAAUACAAAAAGUACGAGAAGUUUGGAGUAUAAGUCCAACCCCAGUGAAGGUUACUACGAAAAGCUGCGCAGUAAACAAAAAUAUGGCAGCGAACGCAUCCUUAACUCUCACUACCAAACGCAGGAAAAAAAGCGUCGUAAUAGCCACGCGGGCGUAACACACUCCUCAGUCUAUACCGAGCAAGACCUGAAUUUAUUGGCCCUCCAAAACCUUCAAAUGGGAAAACUGUCCGCCAUGGAUUACGAACUGUUGAAAUUGGCUAAAAGGGGUGCGUUACCCGACUUGGCGGGCCUACAGCAGGCCAUGUGCAAGGGUGGAUUUUGCGAGAACGUCAGAGAUUACUGGGGGGGCGGCACAAGAUCCGUCGGAAUUAGAGAAUCUGGUUUUCAAAAAUCCGCCAUUACAACUGGGGCAUGCACUGAAGCCUUAUCAGUAAAGAAAUCAGCUGAGAUAGCUGCCCUGUUUGCUGACAUAAAGCUAAGUCAGACUACUGAUAUUACUCAUUUGGCACCAGAGUCAUUUGACGAUCGUUAUAAUUUAGAUAAGAGCUUGCAUCAGCCCAAGUACAGCAAACCUAUUAAAAAUAGACCCCUGGAAGGACCAAUUCAUCCGAAACCUGUGCUGCCACCAUCGAAUUACGCCAGACCCAUGGUGAAGAAUAAAUCAAAAUUAUACUCUGCAAAAAAUGGCCUUUACACCAUACAAAGUCAAUCAGACGAAAGUAGGCACAGCGGAAGCAGAAGAUCCAGUUUUAGUGGAGAGACUCGUAACGGAGAGGGAGGCAGGAAGAAUACUAGUAGUAACAUUGAGGAUUCUUUGGGAUAUCUGCCUUAGGACUAAUUAUAUAAGCAUUUUGUUGUAAAUGCGGCGUGUUUUUUUAAAGGUAAAAGUCUAGCAAAAGAACUGCUUUAAAUUUUUUUAUGUUCUAAUUUUUAAGCUUCCCAAAAUAAAUUUAGUAUGUUUUUUCAGCAUAUACAUGCCAAAAAGCUGAUUCAAGUGUAAGUGUUUCAAAAAAACAGUAAAAUUUAAUAGGGUAAAUAGACCAGUUAUUGGACAGUUCAGUUUUUUUUCAAUAUAAUAGAAAGAGUGAAAGAUAAAUCUAAUUUACCUUAUGAAAAAAAUAAAACAAAAUUAAAAAUUAUCUUGCAUUCCUGACAGCGUUAAGAUCUUGGGUUUCGUCAUUUAUUCGCUGCCGUAAUUCAAUAAUAUUAUUUAUUGGUCUUGCAUAAAAAAUUCUUUUAUGCAACCCCAGUAAAAAAAAUCAAGGAGAUUUAGGUCUGGAGACCUGGGAGGCCAUAAAAUUGAACCAAGUAGUAAUCCAAGAACCAAGUAGUGAACCAAGGUCGACUAUGUGGUAUAUUUGAAAUAAAGUAAUUAAAAGACCUUUAAAAUGACCCUCCUUUCCAUUUAAGACUUUAGAGGUUAUGUCCACCUUCGUCAGAGGGCUGCUGCAAUUUGAUUGUAAACUAACUUUGAAAUUUUUAAAAUAAGGGUGGUAUCUUUUCAAAUUGACAUCCUGUAUAUAAAUGUAUUAUUAAAAAAAAAAAAAAAUUCGUCAAUCUUUACAAUGCUUGGAUUCCUGCUCUUUCUUAAAAUUCUUUAAAUGGAUAAUUUAAGUAGUUAAGGAAUAUACUACAUAUACAGGGUGUUCGAAAAAUAGACGAAGAUAUUUCAAUGAGUGACGUAACAUGGGUCCGGAAAUACACAGUUUUGAAGAUACAGGGUGAUAAUUUUUUUUUUAAUAUUAAUUGUUUAUUAAUAUUAAUUAUUUUUCUAGGAGAACUGACACUUGUCAAUGUCAAACCUCCAUGCAGAAAAUAUUUUUUAUUUGUCAAGGCACCGGUGAUUUUUUUACCAAAAAUUAAUAAACCAAUUAUGUCCAAUGGCAUGCAAUAAAACGGUAUUUAUUUUUUGUCGAAAACAAAGUGAGAUACGAAAAAAAUACAAGAGGCCAAAAAGUUUCAAAUAUUUAAUCAAACAACAAAUAUUAAAGUUGAAAAAAGGCAGUGGUGUACAUUUUUUUGCCAAUAAUUGUUGCUAGGAUGUCCCCCGGGACGCGAAUUUAUAAUUCCUCUACCAUUACAGUCACGAGGGUGCCUGAAUUCACACAUGUUAAAUACUUUACAUCUUUGCAAUAUAAUGUCCUUGAAAAUUCUGAUGGAAGUUUCACAAUAAUUAUUUGUAUUUUUGCCCCUAUGCAAAACGUCACUACGAAACAGUAAACACCAUUUUUCUCGAUGACCCCAAAUGAGUUCUAAAUGAGCUUUGGUAUUAUUGUACUUGUUUAGAGUCUGGUUAUUUAAUAACUGAAACAUAAAGAUCUCUGCAUCUGAAGUAGUCUUAGCAAAUAAAGUAUUGCUUUGCAAUUUUUAGAGCAUGUAAAUUAUCAUUUUCUGAUUUAUUUUUAUGAAGAAUAACAGCUAUUGGCAAUUCUCCUAUUUUUGUUGCUGCAAAAAUAAAAGUUACAGAGGUGCUACUUUGAUCACAAGAACUACUAGUGUCAAUGAAGAUCAUCUCAUCUGCAUGGCCCGCUUUUCAUCAUCCCUUCCUCCGAAUUUUUCAGACCUCCAUUGUUGAUAAAAGUAGGUUACUUGUCUGUCAGUUGGGUUAACUUGUGCAUUCGCUAGAAGCACAUGAAUAUCACCAUCACAAUUUUCAGAUAAAGAUAAUUCAUGAUAAGUUUUGGCUGCAGAAGCUGUCAUUCCAGACUCAAAAUAAGCACAAAAAGUUGCUUUUGUAUCUUCAUUACAUCGCAAUAAACUAAAUGCUUGAGCAACCUGAAUUCGAUGAGAAUGUUCAUAAUUUAUAUAGAUCACUGCAUUAAAACCUUGUUUUAAUAAGUUAGAUCUUCUCAAAGUAACUUCAGUCGUUUUUAGAAAUUUUAUAUUUAUACUUGCCGAGCACCCAUAAUUUCUUGUACUUCCUUUUUUCUUAAUUACACGUUCAUUCUUUUUGGUUAGAUGACACACAUAUACUUAGUUUGCGAAAUUCAUAACGAACACAGUUAUUAAACACUUUGCUUACUAUCCAAUUAGUGUUUGUGUUACGAGAAAAGUCUUUAAUAAAGUUGUCACAUUUUUCCUGAUAAUUUGUCCCUUUUGUUAACUUGCACUGGAAUUUAAUCACAAAUUGAUCUUGAUUUUUCUCUUCUAAUUCAGGAUAGUGAAUUUCACUAUCCACAAUACCACUCAAUAUUGUUUUAAUCAUUUUGAAGCACUACAAAUAUGUUAAACUAAGGUAACUACACUGUCAUAACCUACUGCGGACGUGGCGUGACAACGGAUACAAACAACGGAGUGACUAACUGACUGAUAUAAACCGUUUAACAGCAGAUUUUUUUUUAAAUUUAGACGGGUUAGACUUUGUAAAAACAAUGACUCACAAAAUAACACACUACUCGAAUUCAAUCACCCUCGUGACUGUAAUGGUAAAGGAAUUGUAAAUUCGCCCCCGGGACGCCACUGGACCUUAUAAUAUUAAUCUAAUUAGGGCUAAAUUAGGCUCUUAAUGCAACAAGUAAUACUGCCAAAUUUCAAAAGAAUCGAGUAAAUAUUUUUUUUAAUAUUAAUAAGAAAAUAUAAAAAAAAAUUAUCACUCUGUAUCUUGAAAACUGUGCAUUUCCGGACCCGUGUUUAUAGAAACUUUUUGUCAUAUUUUUUUACAAGGAAUCCCCCAUUGAAAUAUCUCCGUCUAUUUUUCGAACACUUACUUUAAAAGCCAAUCGAUAUUACUACUACUAAUGGUAAUGAGUGAAUGUAAGCUAAAAAAGAGAAACAAUUAAGAAAUUAGUUGGUAAUCUGCGCUAUAAUUUAAUAUUUUUUAUAAUAAUAAAAUUACCACAAUAAUGGCCUAAAACUAUUAAAACUUUCAUGAAUGUAUUUUUUGACCUUCUGAUUCAACACUUUCUGAUUUUUUUAUAUUCUUAAUAUCACAGGGGUUUAUAAGUUAUAAAAUUUUACUUCUAAAUAAUCUAUAAAAUGAAGGUUAAUUUACUUAUGAUUCUGUGGCAAAGUAAGAUUGUUAUGCAUAUUACUCCUGGUACCUUGGGAAUGCGUGAUUUGUUUUUUUUUUAAUAAAAUCAGUACAAAAGAACGUACUUUUUGUAUGUACAGAUGAUUUAUAUCGCUAACAUCAAAGUUGUAUAGUAAAGUAUAUUUGUUUUAUGAAUCACUUUAAAAAUGUGAUUUUGGACAACUUUUAACGGUUAAAGAUUAGACUUGUAAGUUAUGCAAUAAGAGAGAAGAGACUCCACUAAAGAUUUGCAAAUAAGCAAACACUUUUAAUUUAUUGCCCAGUAUUUCUCGAAGAACAUACAUUUUUUCUAUUAGGUAUUAUUAUUUCUAUAUGACAUGUUGUGAUUUUUAACUUCAUUUAUUGAGGCUUCCAUCGACUUGGACAUUGAACAAGCGUCCAAUAAUUGGUACAAAAAAAGUACGUUUUUUAUUUUUUUUACAAAGUUUGUCCAAAACUGUACAAACUUUGCAAAAUGCAGUUAUUAUUGGACAAUGUCCAACAACUGAAAAUAAUCAUAUACUUAGUCAGGUAUUGGACAGCCAUUUAAAACAUAACCUAACUUAAAUAUAUUAAUUUAAAUCUUAAAAAUACUUUUUUCACUGGACCGCUACCUUGUAUAUUUAUGUGGAGCACUUUUUUCAAAUUUCACCAGUAAAUAUAACAUUAAAAUUUAACUAAGAUUACUUAAGAUAGACUUAAGGAAAGCGUAUUUUUUGUGCUUAACGAAAGAUGUGAGAUAUUUGGCGCCAAAACAGAAAAGUCAAUCAAAUGUCAUUUAUGUCAAUACUAAUACUAAUAGUACAGUGAUCAACAAAAGUUAGCAAAGUACUGAAUACAGAAUUUGAAAUAAGUGAUAUGUCCAAUAAAUUGUAGGAUUACCCUAGUUGAAACAUUUCACUUUGAUGACAAAAUACAUUUUUUCAAAUUUUCCACUGCCACAUCAAUAACGAUGGUUCUUUCAUCUAUUCUCACAUUAUUCAAGCUGCAUUCGAAUAGUAUAUUACUAAAUAAAUGUUUGUGUUAUCAAAGUGAAAAAAAAACUUUAAAAGAUAGAGUAAAAGUGAAUUUUAUCUCAUCAUAAAACUAUGACUAUUAUUGACUACUACUGGAAUUUCAGUUAUUCCAAAAUAAGUAGAUAUUUAUGUUAUUAUGGCUUUACCGAAUGUCCUCACAACACAAUAAAUCACUUAAUGAGAUCAAUAACAUCCUGAAUCGUCAUACUUUUAAACAUAAUGUAAUUAAAUUCCUUGAUAGGACUUCUGAUGAAAAAAUCUGAUUUACACUACGAGACGGAAAUAAUUGUCAGUGACUCAUUGUUAGCAUUAGGGCGGCCAAGAUGUUUUAGAGAGGAGUGGAUUCCAGCGGCGGCGUAUGCAUUUUUUAAAAAUGAAUAUACCUACUAUUUAGGUCGAGUUUAGGUAAUUAAUAGAACUUUUUUAAAAAAUUAAAAAUUUUGUUUCUAGUAUAAGUAAUUUUGCAUAAAAUAUCCCUGAUAUUUUGCUGAAUUUAGUACUUGAGUUCUUAUAAAUUAUCGGCCAAUAAUUGGAACACAUAGGUACAUGGCGGCUUUUUCUAUUGCAAAAAAUACUAAUAGAAAAAAGAUAAAAUAAGAGGUAUAGUUUCUAAGGUUUAUUACUCUAUAACAACUAAUAUGAAUGGGGAAGACAAAAGGCACUUUUAAAAAUAAAUUUAAUCUACAGGGUGUUUUAAAAUUGACUAAACAAGAUAUGACAAGAUGAUUUAUUAUUGACUGGACACAACCUAUUAUUUUUUAAAUUUGUCAUUCGCUAUCUGAGGUUUCAUAAGAAUUUAAAGAAGAAUUUUCAGUAUCACUAUCACUGUUUGCGGAACCAGGAGUUUUAAUAAGUGGUUCAACAACAACUUCAACUUGAAUAUCCAAAUCCCACAUUUUUUGUUCUUCCUUGAUCACAUGUCCAAUGCACUUUUGCCAGUUAGUUGCUGUUACGCCACCAAUAGCUUCGUUUAAUAAAACUUUUACGUCAAUUUAAACGUUUUAUUUUUACUAGCAACUUCACCUUUUAUUUGUGUCCAUAUAAGUUCUAUAGGGUUAGGCGGUAAACGCAAUAUUGUAACACCACGUUCUCGCACCAUUUCAUCAACAACAUAUUUAAUGUACUAGUUUUUGUGGAUACGAACAAUAUCGAACAAUUGUACCUUGAGCAUAUCUUCGUCGAAUCAUAUGUCCCCUUUUGAUUUUAACCAGUCUUUUAUGUCUCCUUUUCGCCAAGCAGUCGUUGGUAUUUUUUCCACUGGCCGACUAUGAUAAGGCGCAUUAUCUACGACGAUAACUGAACCGGAGUCUACUCGCACCAACACCGACGAAAACCACUUUUCAAAAACCUCUGCGUUCAUAUCUUCGUGGUAGUCACCCGUUUUCUUCGAUUCAAAAACGUUAAGACUACCUUCCAGAAAUCCAGAAUCACUACCUAUAUGUGUAAUAUUUAGGCGACGGCCCUUGCCAGAAGGAGCUUUCAAACCCGUGGAAAGCUCAUCCAAAAAAGCUUGCCGCGAAUUUGUCGACAUUUAAGUCCUGCCAUACUUUUGCACGGGUGUGUCCUUCAUUCAGCCAUGUUUCAUCGGUGUAAUAAAUUUUUCUUCCUUCGCGCCGAUGUUCACGAAUUUCUUUUAAAUAUUUCCUUCGACACAAUACGAUUUCAUUUUUUUCUAUUAAAAAGCUUUUGCGGUUCCUUUUUAAAUAUCGAAAAUUCAACUCAUGCAAUGUUCGCUUUAAAACACCAAAAUAUAUUUUGGGUAAAGAAUUAUCAGCAGUAAGUUCUGUCUUAAUUUUCUUUAUUGUUGGUAUCUCGUCGAAUUACUUCUAACUUUGUAAUUUUUAAUAUAAUUAAAGUAAAACAAAAACCAGUGCUUAGAAUAAUUAUUCUUCUUUCUAUUGCAAUUUUAAUUAACAAAAUGGUCUUGAAAAUUAAUGACAUAUAAAUGCUCUAUAUAUAUUUUUUUUAAUAAAUUUAUUAUGACCCUUAUAGAGUUUACAAUAAACUGCACUGAGGCCGACUUAUUAAAUUUUACAAUAAAAAUUUUUAUUUUAGUUUUACAGAAAUAAAAUUCAUUUUAUGAGAUUAUAUUUGUUAACUACAUAUUUAUUUUAUUAAUUAACAUUUUUUUACACAAUUUCUUACAAUAUCCAAUAUUUAUAAUACUUUCAGCUACUGAUGCUUGUAUUCUAUUAUCGAGUGUAGAGUUCUGACAUUUUUCCGUUCUUACCAAGGCAUUUCUUAACAUAUUAUUUAUUGAGUCCAGUAAUCAAAAGACUAUACAUGUUUAGUUGAUUUAUUUUCCGCUCUUUGUAUUUUAUUUAACAGAUAUUUUAAUGCAUUUCCCUAUCAAGUAUCUAAGAUAGGUUCAAAAAGAAAGCAUUUUAAUUGUUCCAAGUAUGGGGUAAAUUUUGUCACUUAUUUUUUGUAUAUACUUAUUUCUGUUUCUUAAUCCUAGAUAUUUAUAGUCUUAUUUGACUCUAAUAUAUCACAUUUUUCUUUAUUUAUAUAUGGAAUAAAUAACAAUAACUUUGUUGUUUUUUGGCCAAAUUAAAUAAAAUAAAAAGCUUUUAUUAAAGGAAAUAAGCUUCUUUCAAAAGACCUUUACAAAUUCAUCAUGGUCAUCUUUGACGUGCGACGAUUUAAUUAACCACAAAAAGAAAGAGUAACAAAAUAAAUACCUCAAUAUAUAAAAACCGCAUUUAACAAGUUCCAAACGGGCAAUUAGCCACAACUGAUUACAUUAAAUCUAGUUUAUUAUGGCUAAUAUUUUAUCAGUUGCAAUUUUUGACAGCUUAUUCAACGGGUAUAUGUAUACAAGUUCGUUUCGCCGUUCGAUUAUAAUAAUAAUGGCAAAUCGAAAAAUUAAUUAUGUAAAUUGAUGUUAAGAAUUUAAUUUUGUAUUUUGAGUAAAUUAACAUUUUUUUAAUGACCUGGACAUUAGCUCAUGUAAAAUCUGGUUAAGCAUAACCAUAAGAUUUAUAUUGAUUGAUGAUGGAUUAUGAGUGAUAUUGAAUUUGGUGCAUUAUUGGUGGGUUAUCGAUGAGAUGGGGUUCUAUAGAAGAAAUCAAAUUCGUAGACUUUCGGAUUGACAUCACAUAUUUCAUGGACGGCUUGAGACAAAAAGAGAGAAAAAAGAAAUUUACGUAUAUCCAUAAGAUUUAUAUAAUUUUUCUGUUGAGUGUAGAUUGAAAUUACAUUUGGUGCAUUACCGGUGGCUUAUCGAUGUGAUGGGAUUCUACAGAAGAAAAUCGAAUUCGUAGACUUCCGGAUUGAUGUCGUAUCUCACGGACGGACGACUCGAGAUCGAAAAUUAUCAAUAAAAGAUAAAACGAAAAAAGAAAUUUAUUGCAACGCAGGGUAUCUCGUUCCUAAAGAAUAACUGUGCACUUUCCGGCGAAUGGCAUAUUUUACGUAAUCAUCUAGCACAAUCUUUUUUCUGCCUCUUGUCUCCACUUGCUUUUCUUCUUUAGCUUUAAGACAUCUAAAAACUAUCCUGGAACUUAAUGUUGUUAAAUUCCCGCAUAAUUCUGCCGUGUCCUCAACAGACAAAUCUGGAUUUCUAGCACGAAUACUUUCAUAUACAGUUUUCACUAACUGAUGUUCGCCACAAGUCAAAUAUUUCCAUUUUGCUUUUUUAGCAGGCGGACCAGAACUUGACGAAGCUUCGUCUUCCAUUUUAUAAAAAAAUUAUUUUACUUAAAAUACCUAUUUAUUACAAAUUACUCAAAAUAUUUAUUAGAAUAAACCCCCAAACGCGUCUAUGGAAUGAAAGAGCAACAAAUGCAGGUAUGUUGGCUAGGCGUUCCCAUUCUGCUAAAAUUAAAGGCUGGUCGGAUUGCUGCUCCAUUUACCGCGAGAGAAAAAGACAAGUAAUAAACUUGGCACCGGCGCGCCGCGCAACAAGUUUUACUAAGUACCACCAAAGUUUACUGAAUAAAAUACUGAAUAAAGUAUUUUAUUCAGUAAACUUUGGUACAACGUUCGACCAGAUCAGCGAGGUCACACCAUUAGAGUAAGUGACAUUUUGCAAGCUAUCAAUAGAUUUUGUAUUGUGGGAAUUAAAUAUUAUUUUUAGCCACUCUAGUUGUAUUGCUUGUUGGACGUUUGUGAUAUCACUGACAAAUAUUUCCGUCUCCUAGUAUACAUCAAUUAGCUAAUUUUCUUAAUAGAUGCUUCUGAUGACUCUUAUAACAGCUUUUGAUUAAAUUUAAGAUUUAUUUUAAAAAAAGUUCUGCGCUAGACAAAACCUCUCAUAUUGUAUAAUUCUUUCACUUUCCUACUUUAGUUUUUAAAUUAAUAAUUAUUGUAGUUUGCUUUCUACUAUUUAAAAUAUAAUGUAGGUUUAAGGAGAAUAUCGUGAUAUUUAAUUGAUUAGUUUUACUGUUUUAAAAUUUACUUAAAACUGCCAUAUUAUGCUAAAAAACUAUCGGAAUUUUAGUUUAAUAUAUAGGUUUUGGGAAUGGUGCAAUCUCCGACGAUUUACGUUGGUGCAAUAUUUUUUGGCCAAAAACUCUUUCUAGAGAAAUUAUAGAAGUAGGUCAGAAAUUUUUAAAUAGUGCUUCUAACGUUCGUUUAAAUAGCCCAUGAUUAAUUGGGUACCAAUUUUUUAAAAAAUAUGUUUGUUUCUUAUUUAAAAAAACAUUUUUUAGAAGACUUCUAUGGUUUCCAUAAAAAAAAUGUAAAUGAAUGGUUUAUUUGGCCAAAUAAGGUGUCUGUGCAAUAUUAACUUGGGCAGGGCCCAGGUAUAUUAACAUGUAGAUUAAAAAUAAAAUUUAAGAAUAUAAAA